GGGAGGUUACAAUGGCGGAUGUGUCCGAGAGGACGCUGCAGCUGUCGGUGCUGGUGGCUUUCGCUUCAGGGGUUCUGGUGGGCUGGCAGGCGAACCGGCUGCGGAGGCGCUUCCUGGACUGGAGGAAACGGAGACUGCAAGACAAGCUGGCGGCGACACAGAAGAAGCUGGACCUGGCCUGACACCCCGUCGGCGGCCUGAGCCCUGUUGCCCUGAUGCUGCGGGGCCGCCCCUGCCCCGGAGUCGGUGAGCGGCGCUUGGAGCGUCGGGCGGGGGCUGUCCUGGGGCAGCAGGGCUUUCGGAUAGCGCACAGGAGGCGGCUUGCUUCCAGACGGAAAGCUUGUCGAAGAUGGAUAUGAAGCACUAAACAGAAGUAACUUCUUGUAGUUUAUGAAUCAAUUUUAUUUUUGAAAUAAAAAAAACUAAAAGUG
This is a messenger RNA of Erinaceus europaeus (western European hedgehog), 431 nucleotides long. It is a transcript of the gene MTLN, whose product is annotated as mitoregulin. Gene Ontology annotation, biological process: positive regulation of mitochondrial membrane potential. The transcript has 2 exons. Gene Ontology annotation, cellular component: mitochondrial inner membrane. The record is from RefSeq and is a predicted model, not a curated record. The coding region runs from base 12 to 182 and encodes 56 amino acids. NCBI's taxonomy places the organism in Eukaryota, Metazoa, Chordata, Mammalia, Eulipotyphla, Erinaceidae.